Chiloscyllium plagiosum (whitespotted bambooshark) is the source of this 1409-nucleotide messenger RNA. The record is from RefSeq and is a predicted model, not a curated record. NCBI's taxonomy places the organism in Eukaryota, Metazoa, Chordata, Chondrichthyes, Orectolobiformes, Hemiscylliidae.
CGAGGUGCACCUCCCCCAUCGUCCCACGAGUGUCGAGCGGUCGGAGUUUUGGAUCCUGGACGAGGCCCCCAAAUUGUUAGAAACAAAACUCACUUAUAAAUCAGCCGGAGACAAAGCCAUGGAAACAAGGACAAUUUAUUAUGAACUUGCAAGUCCUGGCACCCCGCUAACCUGGCAAAAAGAGCAAAGAUAUCAGUUAUGCAAACAUUUUUAUACAGUUUGUGUGUUGCAGGCUCACAUCCCCUUUCCCUAUUCUUACCCUAUCAUAAUCAUUUAUUUCAUCUCAUUCCCUUAUUUGGCCUUUACUUGUGACUAACCUUAAGAUAAUUACUUCACUUGUUUUUCUCUUUCCUUCUUUAUGUACCAGGCUGUCCUUGGAUGUCUGCAUUCCUUGUUCUGUUACUGUAAGCUUUAUUGUGAAAAUGCCCUUUCUUCUUCUUUUGUGGUCAGUGACAACACUCCAUAAUUAUUUCUGAGCUUCAAACUAUUUUCUUUAAAACUACUUCUUUAAAAGACCCCUUAUAUUCAUUAAAGUCUUAGCCUUAAGUAUGCUACAUGCUACAAGAAUUCCAUGACCGUUUGUAUAAUGUCUUACCCCUUUCCCUUUCUACAGAAAUUACACUCCACCAGCACUUACAACAAUUACAUUUCUAUAACGCUUGCAGAAAACUACAUUUCUUAUUUCCCACACCUGGUUAAAAAUUAAUGAACCAAUCUUGUUUAUCUGUGAUCUGUUUAUCUUCCUACCUUGCCCUGCCUUUUUCUGGAAUCUGUUUAUAAUGUUGCUGCUGGAAUCAGGAAAUGAAACUGAAAGUAUUUCACUGAACACUGAUCACCAUUUUACUUUGAGCACAAAGCACAGAGAUUAAUCCUUCACGAUGGAAGAUGAUCUUUCCUGUGCUGUCUGCCAUGAUCUGUAUAAAGAUCCUGUCUUACUCGACUGUGAUCACAGCUUCUGUCGAUCCUGUGUGACCCAGUACUGGGAGAAAGCGGACACUGCCUGCUGUCCUGUCUGUAGAAAGGAGACUUCCUCGAGGACCCUGAGAGCCCACCGCAUUCUCUCCAACAUCGUGGAAUCAUUUGUGAAAAGCGGUGAAGGUGGUGAAAUUCAGCAGGAAUGCAGCCGACACAAGGAGAAACUGAAAUUAUUCUGUAAAACUGAUAAUCAACUCAUCUGUCACAUUUGCCAGUCUUCAAAAAGUCAUCAAAACCAUGAGGUGCUGCCAGUGGAAGAAGCUGCUGAAGAGUUUAAGGAGGAACUGGAAACCUCCCUGAAGCCAAUUCAGGAGAAGAAGAAGGAAUGUGAAAGUGUCAAAAGUGAUUAUGAGAAAACAUUGUCCCACAUUCAGGUAGUUAUGAUCUUACUUUGUUCUAUAUUUUGUACAGAAUUGUAACCAUUCAGAAUUGCA